Molecule: messenger RNA, 1470 nt
Organism: Acanthocheilonema viteae
Lineage: Eukaryota; Metazoa; Nematoda; Chromadorea; Rhabditida; Onchocercidae
Source: the annotation of a GenBank genome assembly
AUGGAUGAGUAUGGCGGCUUACGUCCAGUAAUUGAAUCAAUGAGCAGAAAUAAUGAACAAUUACAGUAUCCUCAUUAUCACAAAUCACCAUCCUCAGCCAGUGAUAAGAUAAAACGCCAGCAAAAUUGCGCCAAUGAUUCAUUCAUUUUGGAAACUAUUCUCAAGAAAUAUAAUCGCCAUAAAAUUCCAGGAGAUUCAGUGAUUGUUCAGGUGGAAGUUUGGGUACAAGAGAUUACAACGAUUAGCGACAUCACUUCUGAUUUUCAAUUGGAUAUUUACAUCAGUGAGAUGUGGCUUGAUCCGGCGUUGGAUUAUUCUUGGAUGCAACCGUGCAAAUAUAAUUUAUCGCUGAACAGUGUUUUGUUGGAGAAACUUUGGACACCUAAUUCAUGUUUUAUCAAUUCAAAAACUGCCGAUAUACAUCGAAGUCCAUUUCCGAAUAUUUUUUUAAUGAUUUAUUCUAAUGGAUCAGUGUGGACCAAUUACAGGCUCAAAUUACAAGGACCAUGCAUAAUGGAUUUAACGAGAUUUCCAUUCGACAAUGUUACAUGCUCGCUUACUUUUGAAAGCUUUAACUAUAAUACGGAUGAAGUUGAAAUGGUUUGGUCACCACUCGGUGUUUCGAAAAUGCGUGAAAAAAUGGAACUUGCUGAUUAUGAACUGACCGGUAUUGAGAAUUUCAGGAAGACCGAGCCUUAUCCCGCUGGUUUUUGGCAUGAAUUAACAAUGAUAUUUCAUUUUAAAAGACGCGCUGGAUGGUACAUUCUACAAGCUUAUCUGCCAACUUACCUUACUAUUUGUAUAUCAUGGAUUUCAUUUGCACUUGGCUCUAAAGCAAUACCAGCUCGAACAAUGUUAGGCGUUAAUUCACUUCUUGCAAUGACUUUUCAAUUUGGCAAUAUUAUAAGAAAUUUACCACGGGUUAGCUAUGUCAAGGCAAUAGAUGUUUGGAUGUUAAGUUGUAUGACUUUCGUCUUCUGUUCACUGUUAGAACUUGCCUGGGUUGGAUAUUUGAGCAGGGAAGAAUUGGAUGUACCAAAAUCGGUAAUAACAAAAAUAUCACCAACAGUACAACCGGAUGAUGACAGUUUCAAAUUAGCUCAUCAAGACCGUUAUGAAACUAAUUCUCUAAUUCCUAGACGAAGAACAGGAAUUGAGGAAGAGAAUGCAUUGAUAUGUCUUGCACGUGGUAAUGAUUACGGUUACAUACCACCCGGUUACGGUCUCAAUGAUCAUUUAAGAGCAACAAUGGCUUCAAUAGCUGGUCCAUGUGGUUGUUUACAACAACAACAGCCAAUGCAAAAUACAAAAUCCUAUUCACCAAUUCCUACAUCGUUGUACGAUCCUGCCACACUCAUCAAACAAAGGGAACAAGCAACACAAUAUAUUGAUAAGCUAUCAGCAAUACUGUUUCCCACGCUAUUCAGUGUAUUUAAUAUUGCAUAUUGGUAUCAUUACCUCAAAGACUGA